GCCAUGGUGUUCCUCCCGGACGAGUCGCGGUCGCUGCCGCCGCCCCCCCUCGUUAACAAGGGCUCGGUCUGGCUGGGGCUGGCUGGCUGGCUGGCGGCACUGCUGGACAACGGCUUCAACCACCGCCCCGUCAUCCGAGCCGGCGUUCACCGCCAGAUCCUGUUCACUACCGUGGGCUGGUUUGUUGGCUAUUACCUUGCUAAACGUACGGAGUACAUACAUGCCAAACUGGACAGAGAGUUGUUUGAGUACGUCAGGCAGCACCCGGAAGACUUUAAGGCAGCAGAAAAGAGAAAAAUAGGAGAGCUUUUGGAGGAUUUCUACCCGGUUCGCUGAGGAUUUCUCCAGCGGUGACGUGUCGCAGGAUGCAUCUGCUGAGCUAAUUCCGUACCGAGAACUUCGGCGGGCUGGCUCUAACCGUUCAACCGUCCAUGGCUUGGAAAAUGAACCAUUGUCUCGCUUUCAUGUAAUAAAAGCUAUGAUUAAAUA
This is a messenger RNA of Gymnogyps californianus (California condor), 489 nucleotides long. RefSeq names its product NADH:ubiquinone oxidoreductase subunit C2 (gene NDUFC2). Gene Ontology annotation, biological process: mitochondrial electron transport, NADH to ubiquinone. Bases 4 to 336 code for a protein of 110 amino acids. Lineage: Eukaryota; Metazoa; Chordata; Aves; Accipitriformes; Cathartidae. The transcript has 3 exons. The record is from RefSeq and is a predicted model, not a curated record. Gene Ontology annotation, cellular component: mitochondrial inner membrane.